Arabidopsis arenosa is the source of this 1339-nucleotide messenger RNA. The record is from the annotation of a GenBank genome assembly. Lineage: Eukaryota; Viridiplantae; Streptophyta; Magnoliopsida; Brassicales; Brassicaceae.
CUUCAAAAAGAGAAGAGCUCAAGAAGAAGAAGAAGAAGAAGAAGAAGAAGAAGAAGAAGAAGAAGAAGAAGAAGAAGAAGAAGAAGAAGAAGAAAAAGAGACAAUGGGCAAAGGAGUAGUAUCAGAGAAGGUGAAGCUUGUGGUGGCAUUGAUCACACUUCAGUUCUGUUUCGCAGGCUUCCACAUUGUCUCAAGAGUUGCUCUUAACAUUGGUGUCAGCAAAGUUGUGUACCCUGUUUAUAGGAAUCUCCUUGCCCUUCUCCUCAUAGGUCCCUUCGCUUACUUCUUCGAAAAAAAGGAAAGACCUCCACUCACAAUCUCUUUACUGGCUCAGUUCUUCUUCUUGGCACUCAUAGGAAUCACAGCGAACCAAGGAUUUUACCUAUUGGGACUUUACUAUGCAACUCCAACGUUUGCUUCCGCAAUGCAAAACUCUGUUCCUGCCAUCACGUUCAUCAUGGCUUGUACCCUAAGGUUAGAGCACAUAGACCUGGUCAGGAAACAUGGUGUGGCCAAAGUAUUGGGAACUCUUGUGAGCAUCGGUGGAGCCACCGUGAUCACAUUAUACAGAGGAUUUCCGAUAUUUGACCAGGGCCUUAACAUGCAAAAGGAAGAGGUGAUCGGAUCUGACAAAUCAUCACACAACUGGAAACUUGGAUGGUUAUACCUUAUGGGACAUUGUCUAUCAUGGGCUGGUUGGAUGGUUCUUCAAGCUCCUGUUCUAAAGCAAUACCCGGCAAAGCUCACUUUAACAUCCUUCACAUGUUUCUUCGGUCUGAUUCAGUUUCUGGUCAUUGCUCUGUUUGUGGAAACUGAUCUUAAUAACUGGAUCAUCGUCUCCUGGGAAGAGCUCUUCACCAUCCUAUACGCCGGAAUAAUAGCAUCCGGGUUGGUUGUUUAUCUUCAAACAUGGUGUAUCUACAAAAGCGGUCCAGUCUUUGUCGCUGUUUUCCAGCCUCUCCAGACACUUCUUGUUGCUGCAAUGGCGUUUCUUAUUCUUGGUGAUCAGUUAUACUCCGGAAGGAUUGUUGGUGCAGUGUUCAUAAUGCUAGGGCUCUACUUAGUUCUUUGGGGCAAAAACGAAGAAAGAAAACUGGCUCUUGAAGAAAGUCAACAAGACCCAGAGUCAUUGACCAAAAAUCUACUUGAGGCACAACACAAGAAGAGUAGUUCUGAAUCUGAAGUGUAAAAGUUUACACAGCUGCAAACAUAACGCAUUACUUCUCUGUACAUACACACACAAGAACUUGGCCAACACACAGGCUCCUCAAGUGGGUCUCUCAUACAAUUGAUAUUCUAGUCGUUUACUUUUGAGUUGUAAUCAAAAUUGGGUUGCAAU